AUGUCCAAUAAUUCAAAACGGAAUCAAAAAUUAAAAGAUAUUAAUUAUAUCAUAAAACUAUUAGGUAGGAAAAGAUAUCCAAUAAUAACAGAAAUGACAUCAACAGAAAUAUCAAAUAAAUCAAAUUGGAAACCAUACAAUCCACCAAUUAAAGAUACGUAUACUUCAUUAACUACAGUAUCUCAAGAUGAGUUCCAUAAAGUUCUUAGUGAUGAAUAUUCCCAAAUUGAAAACAUGAAAUUUUAUAAAGAUAUACAUGUAGAUUAUUUAAAUGUUGCAUUAAAUUCAAAAUAUCCAAGUGGGUUUAAAAGCUUAGAUGCAAAUCAUACAUGGAUGAUAUAUUGGUUAGUCAAUUCCCUCGUAUUACUCAAACUGGAGAUUACAAAAGAUACGAAAGUGUUAGUUAGGGAUAAAAUUGAAUCAUGCAUUAUUGAUGAUGGAAUACAUGGUAUUUCGGGUGGUAGGAAUCAAAUUGGUCAUGUUGCAAGUGCUUAUGCUGCUAUUCUAAGUCUAAUCUUAAUCGAAGAAUAUGAAUUAUUAAACAGAAUAAAAGAUAAUUUAUAUAAUUGGUUCAUGAGUUUAAAGACUGAUUAUGGAUUUAGAAUGCAUGAACAUGGUGAAUCAGACACAAGAUCAAUUUAUUGUGUAUUAAUCAUAUCUACAUUACUCAAUAUUAAAACUGAGGAACUUAUGUCUGGAGUCAUUGAAAAUUUAAAAUGUUGUCAGACGUUCGAAGGUGGGUUUGGAAACGUUGAAAACUGUGAGGCACAUGGUGGUUAUACAUAUUGUGGAAUAGCUUCAUUUUUAAUACUCCUCAAAUCCAAAAAUGCAGUUAAACAUUCGAUCAAUUUUGAUUCUUUACUUUAUUGGUCAGUAUCAAGACAAGGGAAUUAUGAAGGUGGUUUUAAUGGUCGAACUAAUAAAUUAGUAGAUUCAUGUUAUUCAUUCUGGAUAGGUGGAACAAUACCAAUUUUGGAAAGCAUUGAAGAAAACAAAUUAUUUCAAAAUGAUGGAUUAAAGAAUUAUAUCUUGACUUGUUGUCAGAAUGACAUUAAUGGUGGGUUUAUAGAUAAGCCGGGAAGAAAAGUUGAUUUUUAUCAUACUAAUUAUGCUUUAUCUGGUUUAAGUAUUAUUGAAAAUGAGUAUGUUUUGAAUGAAAAUGAAAGUGAUGAUUGUUUGGCAUUUGGGUUUGAUGUGAGUGAUGGUUUGAAUGAAUUGGAUAUUGGUUGUAUUCAUCCUGUUUUUGCUAUUCCUAUUGAGAAGGUUAAUGAAUGUAAGGAAUUUUUUUAUGGAAAUGAUUAA
Molecule: messenger RNA, 1302 nt
Organism: Insectozyma verbasci
Lineage: Eukaryota; Fungi; Ascomycota; Pichiomycetes; Serinales; Debaryomycetaceae
Source: the annotation of a GenBank genome assembly